Molecule: messenger RNA, 639 nt
Organism: Caenorhabditis briggsae
Lineage: Eukaryota; Metazoa; Nematoda; Chromadorea; Rhabditida; Rhabditidae
Exons: 6
Coding region: 1-639 (212 amino acids)
Biological process (GO): glutathione metabolic process
Molecular function (GO): glutathione transferase activity
Source: RefSeq, a predicted model, not a curated record
AUGGCAGCUCCAACAAAGCUUGAAUUAAUAUCUCUUCCUGGAAGAGGGAGAGCUGAGACCAUAAGAUUGCUAUUGGUCUUCACUCACAGAAAGUUUACUGAUACUCGUUUGACGCUUGCUCAAUGGAAGGCCAAAAGGAAAAUGGCGGGAUUCAACGACGAUACUAAAUUGCCAGUGAUGAAAAUCAACGAAACAAGAACAAUUAUUGGUGUCAUCGACAUCUGCAGACACAUUGCUCUUCAAUAUGGACUUUAUGGAAGUUCCAGUGUUGAUCAGGAGAAGGUCGAUGAGGUGAUUCAGAAGUUGGAAGAGUUGAAUACUGCGAUGAAUCCAAUUCUCAGAGCCACUAUCACCAAAAACUAUGAUGCUAGGAAGGAAUGCUGGAACGUGUUCAAGGAAGAAUCCUUGUUCCCCCUUCUCCGAAAGUAUGAAGAGUUGCUCGGCGAGCAAAAAUUCUUGACUGGAAACCAGUACACCUGGGCUGAUAUUGCUCUCGUUGAGUUCUUGACUCGUUGCCAACAAUGCUAUGAUAGUUUCUAUCUGGCUCAUUUCGAAAAACUUCGCACAUUCUGUCAAGUGUUUGAGUCUCUUCCACACAUUCGUCCAUACAUUCAAGGAAGAUCCGAUUCCUUUUUCUAA